This is a messenger RNA of Suillus fuscotomentosus, 984 nucleotides long. RefSeq lists its product as uncharacterized. NCBI's taxonomy places the organism in Eukaryota, Fungi, Basidiomycota, Agaricomycetes, Boletales, Suillaceae. The coding region runs from base 261 to 755 and encodes 164 amino acids. The record is from RefSeq and is a predicted model, not a curated record. The transcript has 2 exons.
AGCUGUUCGCAUUUGUUGAAGUCUGAACAUUCCGCUGGAACACCUGAUUGACGAACCUUAAUUUUUUCCAGCCUCGAAUUCUCGUAACGCAUCCGCCAUUUGACGCUAUUAGGCGCUCCGAUGACAUUCUAUUUUGGUCUGUUAUUUCCGGGCACUGGAGAACACCCGGACACAGGAGUGCUUUACGCCCAUCAGUCGGGCUAGACUCAAAAAAACGCAUACUGCCAGUGUGGCCCUUCACCAAAUACCACUAGCAGCUGAUGCGGCGGCCCAGCUCAGAUCCGCGGGUACAUGUGACUGUCCUCGCUAGAAGACGAGCCUUUCGCUCCGAUACCGUGGCGCGACUCCGGUAUGUACACAGGUUGCUCCGAUCAUGGCAGCGGCAUCCUGAGCCUCGUAUGAAAAAGCUCAGUGACUAUCACGGUGGUCUUCCGAGUCGGAACUUGAAUUGGUCUCCCUUAUUUGAUUCUCCCGUCCUAAUGGCUCCUGAUCGUUUGGCAACAGUGCAGCAUAAAUAUGGCAGAUCAAAUUUUCUGUGCAUGCAGAGGGCACUAGCAGGCUCACAUCGACUCACAGAAUCAUGUCGGAAGGCAGGUAUGAAGCCCCAAACCUCCGCUAGAAGGUUCCGAAAAUCCACGCGAUGGCAGAAAUCAUUACGAAAACUCGAAUCAUGCAUGUACGUUGAAGAGAACCUGGUUGCGGUUCUAGUGCACAGAAUCAAGGAACCCAGGUCAUACUGUCCCAUUCGUGCAUGAUAUAACUAGCAUUGUAGCCAUGCAUGUUUUUACUGUUGCGAGCCUUUAGUUAUAUGAUCACAGACAAAACAUACAUGAUAUAUGCAUGCUAUGCAUGACCUGGUGCGCCGUGCCAUGCUUGUGCCACGUAGUAGUGCAUUACAUAAUUUCAAUAAGCGCGUGUCGCUCAUUCAAUGAAUCCAUUGAUAUGACAGGAGGAUGGCCUGGAUGCCUAGGAUGUUUGGUGAUA